AAUACUCUUGUCUUGACAGCCUCUCAUUAUAGUCAAUUGUUUCUUUGACACUAGUGCGGUUAAAUUGGUCAAAAACUGCAAUCCAUCUUAGAAUGUUUUGUAGUGCUUAACUGCACCAUAUUAUGCUUUUGUUUAGUGCUUAAUUAAUUCAUUUUUCAUUUUAGUGUUGUUUAUGUAAUCAGUUAUUGAUGAUUCAUGAUGGAAAUCUUCACGUUCCUUUUAACUUGCGAAGAAAAUCAAUUCUCCCCUUAAUAUUUUAGCCAUGGCUUAAGAAAUCUAAACAAAAGUAAUUAUUCUCUCAAACUAUACGUAUUUUUGAAAUUGCGGUUAAUCUAAAAUAUUUUGUUUAGAUUUCUUCAAAAACUACAUAUUUAAGAAAUCUAAACAAAAGUAAUUAAUCUCUCAAAAAUAUGGUUGGGGCUGCUGAUUUGAUGCAAGAAAUUGCGGUCAGCGUGAACUUGUCAUGUUUUUAUGGCUUAUGUAUAUCUUUGAUUUUUGGAUUUAAUUUUUCAGUAGAAAAUAUUGUUUGGCUUACUUAUGUAAUGGGUGAGCUUAACAGGUGGAAACUUUUGGUGCCAUGGCAAAAUCUAAGAAAAUCGUUUUCAUUCUCAAAAAAGUAUGAGCUACAUUUCUUUAUUUCAUACAUGAUAUAUAUAGUAGGCUAUCAAUUAAUUGAAUUCCCACUUUCUAUUUCACUGUAGUGUUUCUUACGAUAAUCUGUAUAUAUAGCCUUUUAUUAGUAUGGUGCACUUGACUGUUUCAAAAGGAUUUCCAUUUUAGAUAUGGUUAGAAACUUAAUAGUCAUGUUUUGAUACAAUAAUUUGACAUGAGUUACAUUAUAUACUCUGUAAUAUCCAGAGAGAAAAUAUAUAUAUUCUAGAGAACAAACCAUGCAUUUAUCUUGAAGGAUCUAGUAGGUAAACCAUAAGCAUAUAAUGGAGUAUGAUGCUUAGUUUUGUCAUUUGCUGCUACCAAGGCUGUUAAUCAUGAUGUUCCAAUCACUCAGGAUAAGGUAUGAUGCUUAGUUUUGUCGUGUUCUGCUUGUUACUGCGCCAUCGGCCAUGGUAGUGGCGUCCUGGAUAUCAGUGAUUGUUUUAUGGCUCUCUGCCAUGGCCAAGUUUGUGAACGAUAGCAGCGCCGUUUGUCAGAUAUAUCAGUGUCGGAUAUUACAAAGCUAUUCAGCGUUGAAAAGGCUUGGACCAUUGACAAGAUUUUGUCUAAAGUAUUAUUUACGGCAUUCUCAAGUCUGUGCAUACACAAGGAAGACUUUAAGAUUUUGAUUCCUAGGGAUUUAUUUGCGGAUUUUGGUUCCUGGAGAUUUAUCUGCAGAUUUUAUUUCUUGGAGAUUUAUCUGCGGAUUUUGGUUCCUGGAGAUUUACCUACGGAUUUACUAUUACCCACGAAAGCUUUAGCUGGGGACAAGAAUCGGCAGAAAAACCGUAGAAAACGGAUUUCCUAUGAAUUUUUAGCUUAAAUCCGCAGGAAAAAAGACAAUUUCUAGUAGUGUUAUAAUCAAUAAAAUUAAUUUUUUUUAUUUCAUGAACUAACGCGAUCAAUUAAAAAUUGUCUAAAGAAUACUUAUUAUGUUUUUAUGGUACAAAAAUAAAUAAGAGAAUGUGUGUUAUCAAACAACAAAAAAACAAAAGAAGAGGGAAAGUAUGAUAACUUAGCCAUCAAAUUGAUGUUUUUCUUUCUGGUGAUAAAUCAUAGGUUUAUAUUAUAAUUAACAAAUAAUCACACAAAUAUAUAAAAGAAAAAGAACAUCAUCAUCAGUUAAGGCGGCAUUUUAAAAUAAGCAUUGGAUAAUUAAAUAUUAAGGAUAAUAGGUUAUUUGUCGCUGUCUUCCCGUGGAUGUUUCACCUAACAAGGUUCUCAUCAAAAUGCUUUCAAUUGCUUCCUUGCAUGAAAAGUUACAUUCAAAAUUUUAUAUAUGUGGUGACAACUAGUGUGGUAUAAACGCAACUUAUUCGAAGUAGAAAGUCAAAAAUAAUGAAAGCUUUAAAAUAUAAGUUUAAGAUAAGAUACUGAAAAAGACAAAUUUGCAUUCUCAUAUAAAUUUAUAAAGGUGGACUACUUUUGUUAAGAAAAAAGCAUGCAAUAACUAAUCUAUUGCUUGUUGAAGGGUUCUUGUGGAAGCAGAUUAGUUGCUGUUGUAAAAGUAGAAUGCAUUAAAAUAAUUAAAAUUCAAAACCAUAUCCGUUAACAAAUCAUUGGACUUGAUAAAGUUAUACUUGCUUAUGAAAAGAAACUCUAAGGAAAGAGACAAGGAAUUUAUCAUUAUCCUUUAUUUGAAACUUCACAACCAAUGACCUAUUUGUGUUAACAAUUGAUUUUUUUUAGAGAGAAGUUAUAUGAUACAAUUUUUUUUAUUACAAAGUGGGUCAGAGGGGAAAAAAAAAACUAAACAAACACCAGCUUAAAAAAAAGGGUUAAAUGCAAUUUCCCCUGCCAUUAGGGCGUGUUUCAGAAUUGUCCCUCUGAAUGUUUUUUUUAAAGAUCACACCCUUAUAAAAAUGAAAACCCAGUUUCACCACACCCUUUUACUACCAGUGCUGACUGGGCAUUUGACCAUUGGAUGACGUGGCAAAGAACCAAUUUUUUUUUAAAAAAAAUUCGUGAACCUUUAUGUUUACCCCCCGUGAAAUAGAAAUUCUAGGGUUCAUUUUCUAUGUUGGAGAAGACGACUCAGAAGCAGAAGGAAGUGGAGGAAGACGAAUCAAUGGACGGCAAGGGCGAAUGUUCAGAGGUUAGUUCCAUUAAUCGAUGUCUGUAAGUUGCUUGUAUCAUGGUUUGCAAACUUUUUUCUUACGUUACGUUUUACAUUUCAGCCCAAUGUACUUUUUAAUACUGUGUUUCGACAUGGAGGAGAGUUUAUUGAUAAUAAUGGUGAAACGAUUUAUAGGGAUGAUGUUUCUACUCUGAUUUCUGGGGAACAUAUAGAGGAGUGGACAAUGUCACAUGUUCUUAACUUAGUAACUGGGUGGGGGUACUUAGAAGGUUCUUUUAGGCUGUGGACCAAGAUAGUUGACAUAGACCCUAAUUACUUUCAGAUUAGAAAUGACGGGGAUGCCUAUGAUUUUGCUGCAUAUGCUUAUGCGAUGCAAGUGGAUGGGGAAAUUUUUGUGGAACAUGAUCCAAGUGUAGUUGGUGUCACCCCCAAGUUUGUGUCUGAUUUAGAGGUUAGUGAUGAAGAGGUUGUUGAAGGUUUUAAUGAUAGUGAGGAUGAAAGGGCAACUGCUAUUGUUGAUGGGUUUGAUGAUCUUGAUGGUAUUGAUGUAACUGUACCAAUUAGGGAGGGUCCAGUCAUUGCAGGCUUGUUACCAUGUCUAAAGAAGAAGAAAUAUGAUGAUGAGGAGGAGGAGGAAUACCUUAGUGAAAAGCUUAAUAGUUCUGACCCUGAUAACUCAGAAGAUGACAAAAAGCCUAAGUUUGAAAAGUUCAAGAAAGAACAACUUACAAAGGAUUUUAAGUUUAAGUGGGGUAUGGAGUUCACUUCCCUAGAUGACUUUAGGGAGGCUAUACGUGAGUGGACAGUUUUAAAUGGUAGGGAAAUAACAUUUGUAAAAAAUGAGGGGUAUAGGGUGAGAGUUGAAUGUAAAGCCAAGUGUGGUUUUUUAAUGCUUUGUUCCAAAGUGGGCCACAAGCACACUUAUGCAAUAAAGACUAUAAAGGACACCCACACAUGUGCUAGGGUUUUGGAUAACAAAACUACAAAUUCAAAGUGGGUGGCCAAGGCAGUUGUAAAGAAAAUGAAGGCCUGUGACAACUUGAGGAUCAGUGAUAUUAUUCAAGAUAUGACGCAGAAUUAUGGAGUGGGGAUCACUGUUGGCAGGGCAUGGAAAACAAAAAUGAUAGCAAGACAAAUGAUAGAAGGGGAUGCAGACAAGCAAUAUUCAAAUUUGUGGAGGUAUGCAGCUGAAUUGCAUAGGGUGAGUGCUGGAAACACUAUAAAGAUCAACAUUGAGAGACCAUCACCUUCCAUCCAACCAAGGUUUGGUUCUUUCUAUUUCUGUUUUGAGGGAUGUAAACAAGGGUUCAUACAUGGUUGUAGACCUUUUAUUGGGGUGGAUGGCUGUCAUUUGAAGACUAAGUAUGGAGGUUAGUUGUUGAUAGCAGUGGGAAGGGACCCCAAUGAUCAAUAUUUUCCAUUGGCCUUUGGGGUUGUUGAAACAGAAAGAAAAGAAUCGUGGAAGUGGUUUAUACAGCUAUUGAUGGAAGAUAUUGGAAUAGAGAAGAGAUAUGUAUUUAUCUCAGACCAGCAAAAGUUAUUGCCUCCAACAUUUGAUUAUAUACUUUUAGUUUUGUUUUUAAACUAAAUAUGUGAUACAGUGUUAUUUAUCAUUGUUGUAGGGUUUGGUGGCUGUAUUUGAGGAAAUGUUUGAGAGAAUUGAGCACAAACUUUGCUUGAGGCAUUUGUAUGCAAAUUUCAAGAAAAAGUUUGGUGGAGGAGCACUUAUAAGAGACCUAAUGAUGGGAGCAGCCAAGGCCACAUACCAUCAAGCAUUCUUGCAGAAGAUGACUGCAUUAAAGGCCGUAGAUCCACAAGUUUGGGAAUGGCUAAUGGGAGUGCAUACCAAAUCUUGGUGUAAGCAUGCUUUCAGCUAUUAUCCUAGGUGUGAUGUUUUAAUGAAUAAUAUCUCUGAAUCCUUUAAUGCAACAAUCUUAUGUGCUAGGGAUAAACCAAUAUUGACAAUGUGUGAGUGGAUUAGGAAAUAUCUAAUGAAUAGGUGUAGCCAAUCUACUUUGAAACUUGAUAAAUGGCCACACAAAAUCAUGCCAAUCCCUAGGAGGAGACUAGAUGCUGAGGUAGCUAUGAGUGGUCAGUGGUUACCAACAUGGGCAAUGGGGGAAAAAUUUCAAGUCACACAUGCUUAUAACAGCCAAGAAUUUAUAGUUGACAUAGCUAAAAGGUCAUGCUCAUGUAAUUUUUGGCAGCUAGUUGGUAUACCCUGUAGGCAUGUUGUUGCUGCCUUAGGAUUUAGACAGCAAAAUCCAGAGUUGUUUGUUCAUGAAUGUUAUAGUAGGGAGAAAUAUGCUUUGUGCUAUGGUUUUCCUAUUAGUCCUAUAAAUGGACAGGACAUGUGGCCUAUUGUUGAAAGUGAAGAUCUCUUGCCUCCUGACUAUAAAAAGGGUCCUGGUAGACCAAGGAAAUUGAGGAUUAGGGAAACUGGAGAGGAAGGUGCUAGGAGGAGGCUACCUGGUGUGUCUUACAGGUGCACUAGAUGUGACAAGAUUGGGCAUAAUAUUAAGUCAUGCAAGAGCAAGGUGCAAGAUCCAAGUGCCUUGAAAAGAAAGAAAAAAGGACAAUUGAGGACUGCUACUAAUGCAAGUGUAGACACUCCAAGUGCUAGUGCAGUCAACACAAAUGAGGUCAAUGAGGUCAAUGCAGCCAAUCCAACUAAGGUCAAUGCAGCCAAUCCAACUGAGGUCAAUGCAGCCAAUCCAACUGAGGUCAAUGCAGCCAAUCCAACUGAGGUCAGAACAUGUGAAGGCAAUGCAAGUGAGGGCAGUGCAGGUGUGGGCAAUCCAAGUGAAGGCAAUGCAGGAGUAGUCAAUCCAAGUGAAGGAAGACCAAGAGUAGUCAAAAUCAGUCAAGUCAAAGCAACUCCAGCUGAAGUCAGUGGCAAAAACAAAGGAAAGGCUCAAGUCAAACCAACUCCAGCUGAAGUCAGUGCCAAAAACAAGGGAAAAGCUCAAGUGAAACCAAUGAGAAAGAGGGUCAGUGAGAGAAUUAAGGAAAAUUGGUUUAAAAAACCAAAACCUUUCACAGGCCCUGGGUCUGCACCAGAACAGCCAUUUUUUAUAACAGAAGAAGAAGAUAGCAAUGAGUCACAAAGGAAGAUGAAGACUACUCCUAAGAAGAAUUUGAAGAAGACCCCAAAAAAGAAGUCUAUCAAUGACUUGUAGUUUACUAUGUUUAUUUACUAUGUCUGUUGCACAUUUUGGUGCCUUUUGUAAUGAACUAAUUAUGCACUAUGUCUGUUUACAUAUGUGCUUUUUGUAUUGACUGAAUUGCACAUUUGUGCAUUAGGUGGUUUUCUGGAUUAUGCACAUUUGGUGCUUUUCAUGUAAACAGAAUUAUGCACAUUUGGUGCUU
Messenger RNA from Vicia villosa (hairy vetch), 6097 nucleotides. RefSeq lists its product as uncharacterized. The transcript is spliced from 4 exons. Gene Ontology annotation, molecular function: zinc ion binding. The record is from RefSeq and is a predicted model, not a curated record. Lineage: Eukaryota; Viridiplantae; Streptophyta; Magnoliopsida; Fabales; Fabaceae. Bases 4375 to 5907 code for a protein of 510 amino acids.